GGCCUAUGCUUGUCUAGUCAGACAGGUACACCGCGAAGACACCAUGCGCGGAUAUCGUUGCGACUGUGUGCCGGAUCCCUCUUAAAAGUCUCUCGAAACUGUCGAGUUUUGUUUGCGGCAAAGACGUAAGCAUGACUGACAAACGAUGUGUGACAUGGAAAUUGAAAGUCGAAUCCAGCUCUACGAUUUUCUAUUCAAAAAUUUGACAAUGGUGUGAAGAACGACAGCCCGGUGACCGAUGGAGUAUGAUGGAGUUGCGUGAGCCUUGACUCUCGAGGUGCAGUUGCGUUUGCAGGCAUGAUGUUGGUCGGAGAGAGGGGCCGUUGACAGCACAGAUUUCCUUCUGUCCGCUCCGCCCUGCCCUGCUCUGUGCUGAUAAUGUGGUCUCCCAAUGAAUUUCGAAGAGGAGCUUCACAAGCCUCCUGCCUCUUUACGCUCAAGUCGGGGUAUUCCUCACUGCCUCCGAGCCUCCUCACAAGCGUCGUGAUGACUGCGACCCUUUGCCUCUUAUCCCCACCGCGUUAUGAACUGCAACCAUGGUUGGUCGUUGGCGGUAGAAGGUGUUGCUCCCCAAAAGCCCCAUUGGCGCAUCUUUGGACGGGAAGCAGGGAUGUAGACGUUAGGAAGUGCUUGGAGAUUCGUCGGUGAUUGUGCUGCCAGUGUGCACUGUUGGGUUGCCAUAGAGGAGACGGUGGGAUCAGAUCAAAAGCAGCGGUAUCCAUAGGGAUGUCAAGCCCAAAAGGCGGCCAGUGCUGGCUGGUUGGAUUAGUAGGUCAAACGCUUCCAUUUCCGUGGCUCAUACUGAAGAGUUUGUUGUCUUUCCUUUACUGUGCAUGUUGGUACGGAUCAUUAUUCCCAUUAGCUUUUUCGGUGCGAUCAGAUCUUGGGCGACUGUGUGGAAUGCGUGGAUCAUGCUUUUGGGCCGUGUUUGGACUGAUGCUCAACGCCGCCAACCGCCAGCCGGUGGUUCCCAGGUUGUUGAAGUCUCCGGUGCCAUGCCAUGAGGUAAUGUAGUAUUAAAGAGGCAAGAACAACCAGAGUGAAGUUUAAAGCCUGUAUCAGGGCCCGUUUAGGGGACCCAUCUGGUCUGCAAUAUUCGAACUUUCUGACGUAUUGCAGCAGCCAAAGGGCGUGGGAUUUCGGAGCAAACCAACGUGAUGAUGACCAGGUCGCGUUUCCUCGAAUUAAGGUAAGAUGUGCAGGGCUUUCUUUUGUCAGCACGGAGCCCCGAUAUGUCAGGCUGCCGCUGCGUCUGCUGGUUUGCC
This is a messenger RNA of Colletotrichum phormii, 1265 nucleotides long. RefSeq lists its product as uncharacterized. Bases 727 to 1014 code for a protein of 95 amino acids. The transcript is spliced from 2 exons. NCBI's taxonomy places the organism in Eukaryota, Fungi, Ascomycota, Sordariomycetes, Glomerellales, Glomerellaceae. The record is from RefSeq and is a predicted model, not a curated record.